Molecule: messenger RNA, 3181 nt
Organism: Rhincodon typus (whale shark)
Lineage: Eukaryota; Metazoa; Chordata; Chondrichthyes; Orectolobiformes; Rhincodontidae
Product: rab effector MyRIP-like
Exons: 14
Coding region: 1-2328 (775 amino acids)
Cellular component (GO): cortical actin cytoskeleton
Molecular function (GO): myosin binding; actin binding
Source: RefSeq, a predicted model, not a curated record
AUGCAUUUUCUGUGCGGGCCUGAUUACAGACUUGGUGCCCAAGGAUUGCCAACACAAACGGGUUCUGAGGCCCAAGGGAAGAUUUCCCAUUUGGAACCACCUACCUCACCAGCAAGAGUCUUCUUAACUCAAGAUCUGAACAUUGUGUUCUGUGCAGAAGGCAAUAUUCUUGCUGAUGGCCGAGAGAAUGAAGAGUGUCUCUGUGGAAAUGACUCCACAUCCGACAGACAAACUGAAGGUCACACAAUCACUGAAACUCUAGCUGCGGCCUUGCGGGUGGCUGAGGAAGCAGUUGAAGAGGCUAUCACCAAAGCAGAGUCCUUCAGUGACAGUUUGGAAAAACAAAACGAGAGCCAUUAUUUACAAGAGCACAAGGAGGAACUGAUCGAAGAACUUGCUACAACUAUAAUGCAAAAGGUGAUAAAGAGGAAGAAGUCUGGGAGCGGAUUGACUGAUUCUGAAUCUGAACAGUCACAUUCGCAGAACAGAGCCUCAAUCUAUCCGCUUUCCAUGAAAGAAAAUGCCCCUGAGAACCGCAGUAGGAUGUCACAUCUGUGGAGAUCCCACUCUGAAUUGUCCCUGACCAGCGAGGAAAAUCUAAGUAAAGACCCAGCCGAGGCUGAAAAAUCUUCUAUCUCCGGGGUGAUGGGGAUGCAUGGGCAAUUCCAGUCCUCAGAAAGUUCAGACUUAAGAUCUUAUUCACUGCCAAGUUGGAAAAGCAUGGAUUUGCUGGAUAAUGCAGGUUCCUCAGCAAUGGCCAUGAUGCACAGUCCUGAUGGGAACUGGAUGGCAAUGCAAAGCACACCAGCUAGUCGCCCUCGAUUGCUAGCCAAACCAAAGAGCAGAGUGUUCAUUGCAUUGGAGAAUGAGGCAGACAUUGUGUCCGCUUAUGACGAGAUGGGGACGGAUGAUGACAAUGACGAUGAUAUUGGUUGGAGUGCUGCUGACCUCAGUGAGUUGAGGCAAUGCUCGGCCAAGCUGUCGGAUGAGACCUACUUCACCGACUCGCAGCACGACAAUGACUGGCCGGGCGCCGAUGGAAAGCGCCAGCUGGUCACCUCACCGUCCUCUGGCCGAUACACCAACACGGAGACCAUGUGCUCGGACUCGGAAACGUCCUCCACCGGCUCAGUGCAGAUAUCCAUACGCGGCUCAGACGGCCAGGUUACUGCAGACGAGAGAAAGUCAAGCCACAACGCAACCAAACCAGCCAGCGUUCACUGUGCUGGGCAGCUAGAUAUAAACUACAAUGCACAGCCACAAGGAUUUGGGAAUGUAGACAGCAGCGAGGGCGAAGAUAUCCCUGAUGAGUCGGAGAGGAAACACAGGAGGAGAAGACGAAACAAAUGCUCACCUCAGGAGCACGAAACAGACAGCCCUUUGAAAAUCCAACACUCGCUUUCUAAAAACACAUGCCAGGAAUCGCCUAUUUCUGCACAAAAGGUCCAAAACCCAGAGAGGAAAUCCAAUCUGGAUCCAGAUAGUGGAGUCACAUUUUCUAGAACUCAUGCAGAUUUAAUGGAAGAGAAACUAAGAACCAAGUUGGUUCGGCUUGCAACGAAACUAAGUGACAAGGAGUCGUCAUCUGGGGAUGAGCUCGAUCCAGAUACAACUGAGGGAGCUCAGGAGAGCUCGUGUGAUGAAGACCACAAGCACAUUCAAGGUGAACUCAUGAGAAAGUAUUCUGCGAUCUCUCUCUGCAACAUUACAACAGAAGCACUGAAAGUCAUCAAUGCCACAGAGGAUCUAAUUGGGGAGGCCACAGGUACAAGUGAUUCCCAGUCAGAGCCGAGUGGAGGAAGAAUUCCAACAGGGAAGGAAGCUGUGAAACUUGAAGAGCAGCUCACUAAACUGGAGGAAAAUGUUUACAUAACAGCAGGCAGUGUGUAUAGUUUGGAGGGACAGCUUAACGACCUGGAGGAUUGUGCACGGAGCAUUCACAGUAUAACUACAGAGUCAGAGCUUGCAGAUCUAGAGGACCAAGUGGCAACUGCAGCUGCUCAGGUUCACCAGGCAGAGCUCCAGGUUUCAGAUAUCGAACGCAGAAUUUCAGCCCUGAACGUGGCAGGUUUGAACGUGGUUCCCUGUGACCGGCUUCUGAAAAAACGCAACCAGCAAGAAGUGAAGGCAGAGACCAUUGAUUCUUCCAGGCAACAGAGGAGAAAGCUACCAGCUCCACCAAAGCAAGGAGAGACAGUUGACAGCACUCCAGGUAUGUCCAUCAGGACCUACAGCAGGAAUAGCUUGUUCCAAGAUUCAGCAUCACGGCACAAUUUAAAGGAAGACACAAGCAUUGUUGAUCCUUCUACAAAAUCUUCACCAUACUGAGAACUGGACACCCACUCUGAAGACAACUCACUGCUUAUGGCUGUCCACUAGAGUGCCUUGAUACAACAGCCAUGGAAACUCUAAUCCUGCCACCACUCACAAUCCCAUAUGGAGCAGACUCUCACUGGAUACCUCCCUGAAUUCACCCUGUGAUACUUCAGGAUUGUACCUUUACUGUGGUAAAAAGAAAUUCGUUUUGCCUUAAUUUCAGAGACCUUUUGGGAAUGGUGACUGGUCUCUCUGUACCGUUGGCCCACGCCAUUCAAAAAGCACCUUGAUGUGUUUGCUGUAGAAAACUCGUCGUUGUCGUGUCUGUGAUUGUCUUUAACUGGUAGCACACACUUGAUGUAAUUGGAAGCAAGGUUACUUGUAAGUGAUUUGCCAACUGUAUUAUCUAAAUCAACUGAAAAAGUGGUUGCCAAAAUACAACUUGGAGGUAUACAGUACCUCUGACAUGUUGGUGGUUACUGUCAAUUCAUUGGGGAUUGAUCCCUGGAGCAAUGACAUUAUUGAAUCUUUUUUAAAUGUUAUUUUAAAGUGCACAUUUAUUUUCAUACAAUUUUGAUCUCAAAUUGUUAACUGAAUUUACUUUUGCAAUGAGUUCAAGGAACUUUCAACCUGAAUUUGUGGAACGAGCAUUGCCAAUCAAUGUUACCUUUGUUGCUUUUUAAAAGCAAGUUCUGGUUAUGGGAGAAUCGAGCACUUCUCUCAGCACUGGGGGCAAAGACAGUAAAGUGUGGAAACAAGAAACAAAAUCACAAUAUCAGAACUUAUCCAAAAAGGAUGACCAGACACUGAGUGGCAAUGGUUCAAAUUCCAAAUAAAACACAGGCAUUACAACUCAAUAGUCAGU